Molecule: messenger RNA, 7867 nt
Organism: Solenopsis invicta (red fire ant)
Lineage: Eukaryota; Metazoa; Arthropoda; Insecta; Hymenoptera; Formicidae
Exons: 28
Coding region: 124-6717 (2197 amino acids)
Biological process (GO): proteolysis
Cellular component (GO): membrane; extracellular region
Molecular function (GO): serine-type endopeptidase activity; chitin binding; protein binding
Source: RefSeq, a predicted model, not a curated record
GUAUAUCAAUAUCUGCUUCUGGUUAAAGAGGUGCCGAUCGACAUUUAAGCUCAGCCCCACGAUUUUAGGAAGAGCCGAAGAUCAGUAUAGUACGAUGCUCGGUGUAUCGUGGAAGUAUCGAAAAUGACGCAGUGUUUUAGUUAUUUCUUCGUCGCUCUCUGUCUCAUUUACACAGCUGUGUUUUCUUCCGCGAUCUAUGAUCCAAGAUUAACAACUACAAAACCGCCAGAACGUCGUGAAUCGGUGCUUCCCUGGCAUUCAACUGAAAAAGAAUCGAGUGUACAAACCACAUUUUCUUCUCCAAAAUGGUAUCGAUCGGACAACGUUACACCUAAGUCUAACACGAAGAAUUGGAGUCCUUGGCGAAAGGCUCUGGGAAGUGAAAUUGAACAAAGAACUCAAAUUGACAUUCCUGAGCAAGUUUCUGAACAAUCUUCCGAAGAAAUUCCAGAACAACAGCGCAAUUUUGAUAAGUCGGAACAACAAGAAAGUUUGAAAUUUCCGUUUGAACAUGGAGAUUCGAUUAGUUUUGAUAAAAAUUAUGGACAUGUUAAGAAUGAAUCAAAAUAUGGAAAUCGCGAUCGGCCGCAGAACGAGAUUGACUUUGAGCAUAAACAUCCAUCGAGAAAUGACGAGACCAAAAAAACGCACAUGGAAUUUGAGAACGAAGAUUUGUAUGAAGGCGUAGCCACUGACAGCACGAAACCAAGAAAGGAGAAUUUACUUUCACGAAAAUCACAGCACAAAGUGGCUCGAUAUGAUCCUCGAGUGGGUGUUCAGUGCCCCGACGGCAAUUCCACAGGGCAAUUUGUUUAUCCUCCAGAUUGUAAAUUUUUCGUCAAUUGUUGGAAGGGUCGUGCAUUCGUUCAACCAUGCGCUCCAGGCACUCAUUUUAAUCCUGAUACUCUGGAAUGCGAUUUUCCACACAAAGUGAAAUGUUACGAGGACGAAUCCGCAUAUUUCAAAGAGCCAGAUUUUGAAUCCGCACUUAAUCGAAAAUCACAGAAAUUGCAAGAACCAAAAUGUCCACCUUAUUUAACCGGUUUAUUACCACAUCUUGGAGAUUGCACGAAAUUUCUACAAUGCGCGAACGGUGCAACUUAUAUUAUGAAUUGCGGUCCUGGAACAGUUUUCAACUCCGCUAUUGGUGUGUGCGAUUGGCCGCGUAAUGUACAGGGUUGCGAAGAUGUUUUUAAAUCUGAUGAAGAUGUAUUACUUACACCUCCAAAUGUAAAUUCUGGAUACGAUAAGGCAAAAUAUAUCGAAGUAAAAAAAAUUACGUGUCCUGCGGAUUUCACUGGAUUACUACCGCAUCCGGAGACGUGCAAAAAGUUUCUUCAAUGUGCAAAUGGUGCUACUUAUGUGAUGGAUUGUGGUCCUGGAACAGCUUUCAAUCCCCUUACGACGCUUUGUGAUUGGCCACAUAACGUACCCAGCUGUAAAGCAGAUAAACCUGAUGAUAAAAUACAUAGGACAGAGGGUAGUGGUUGGGCCCCAUUUCCUGGAGUUCGAGGUGCUACAUCGUGGUCAAAUCCAAGUCGCUACAAUGACACGUCCAACAUCCGUGGUCAUCUUUCUCGACCAGGAUAUAAUACGAGUUCAAUAUUUAGACCAACUUGGAGACCAACAACAUCUACAAACUUACCUUGGAUACCAAUACGGACAACCCCGAGAUCAUUUUAUGAUCGUCCUGAACACAAUGUUAAUUAUCAUGAUGGUCAUGGCCAUGCAGAUGGACAAAGCCGAUAUCAAGAUUAUGGACCAUAUCGUCCAGAAUGGAAACCAAGUAAUGAAAAUUUGGGACCACCUUCUGACAGAAAUUACGGAUUUCAAGAGAAACUUCAUCCAGACAGGCAAUGGGUGGAAAGCCAUAGAACUGAUCAAAAUCCACAGCGAGCUUAUCCUUUCGACCGUCCAGAAGGAUCACGGUCAUACGAACACGGAAAUUAUGGUCAUAAUUAUCAUCUUCCCGGUUAUCAUUAUCAUCAUCAUCAUCAUCAUUAUCAUAAUUAUGGACCUACGUCGAAUCCACCAGUAAAUCCUAGUUGGAAUCCAAGUAAUCCUACUGCUACUAUUGGCGAUCGAAAGUAUGAUCAAGGAUACGAUGGAUAUACACCAAACGCCGGUGAUAGUCAUUGGCAUUCUAAUCGCGACCAUCAUUAUGAUAAUUCCGGUCAUCAUGAUCAUCGUUAUCCUGAACACGCUGCAUCAAGCGAAACAGAUCAAAGGCAAUUUCAACCAGAUUUUUCUUCUGGAGAAUACGAUGGAGAUAAUAGUCAUUUUCAUCGUAAACAUAACGAAACAAAAUCUUUUGGCAUUGACAGUGGUUUGCCAGUUAGUCAAAGGACCGAUCAUGAUUUGCUCCCGAAUAGACAAGACAGAAUGAAUCCAAGAUUUUAUCAUCCCAAUUUUAAUCAUACUUUUCCAUCCACUAGAAAUUUUUCAUUAAAUAGUGGCAAUAAAUUUCCUCAAAAUUGGAAUUAUAGUGAAUCGCGACAAGAUAGAUUAUCUCCUCCUUGGGCAGGACAAGAUAAUAUCGUUCGAAAUCAGCCAAAUGGAUCUUUUGGUUUCAAGCCGAGUACGUGGUAUGAUCAACAAAAUCCAGAAGUACAGAGGGAAAUUCAGACACGUCCUUGGAACCAAGGCAUGGACACUCAAGACGAUAAAUUACGACGACAAUUCGGAAAUAAUGUAUAUCAGCAAAGCACGGUUGAUAGAGAGACGGAUUCAAAAAUGGCCGAGUGGGCAACAAAAACAAAUGUUUUAUUAAAUUCAAGAAAUCACGUAAACUUAGACUCUAAAAAUUCAACUCAAUAUCCAAGGACAAACUUUUAUCCAAAUGGAGUAUAUGUCAAUGCAAAUGGCAUAAAAGGUCAUUACAUCACGAAAGAAAUUGAGGAUAAUCGAAAAAGUUCGAAAAUCCAUCCAUCGAAUAGUACUCAAAAACCCAACUGGAAUAACAUCUUUAAUAGUACUGAACGUAACUAUGUGCCAUUUAUGACGACGCUGAUGUCAACGACAACAGAAAGAAUUUUAAAUAAACAACCCGAUUUGUCAAGAGGAGCAUGGGAGUUUGAAGAUACUACGAGAGAAGAAUUGUACAGUUCUAGUAACACGAACAAUUUCAAUUUACCUAGAGACUCAAUUGAACGUGAAGAUGAAGAUUGGAUCGGUAGCGAAACAAAAAUAAGUAAUGUAAAUUUAAAACCACCAAGUAUUACAGAACCUGAAAUAAAUGAUUACGAUGUGGAUGUGUUGGACAAAAAUGUUUGGAAGCCUAGGCUGGUUUUCGAAAAUAAGACUAAAACGACGACAGCUCCAUCAGUCAUUAUGAGAAUUAGUCCGAAAAAUAUCGACCUCGAGCUUUUUAAUAUUGAAACAGCCCCGUUUCACGAAAAAGAACCUACAUUCCCAGUUUAUUACGUGCAGCCAGUGCAUCCAAUAACUCAUUCGAAGAAGUCCUCUCGGCCAACGCCUAUAUCUGGUCAGGCUGUACGCUUGAGAGGCGGAACUGGACCUAAUAAUGGUUAUGUUGAGGUGCAAGGUGCGUUGCCUGGUUGGGGCAUUGUAUGUGACUCUAGAAAUAGUUGGACUUUAAAGGAAGCACAUAUUUUAUGUAGACAACUUGGUUAUAUCAGAGGCGCAGAAAUGGCUUGGCAAGGCAGAAAUAAUGACAAUGGUGUACCAACUUGGAUCGCUGCAAACACUAUAACAUGUUUCGGCAAUGAAACCAGAUUUCAAUCGUGCAAAUUCACACAUAGUCAAGAGUGCCGUGUGGAUAGAGAUGCGAUUGGUGUACGAUGUGCUCCCAAUCGUAUCGCGCAUUGUCGCAAGGACGAAAUAUCUCAUAAUGGACAGUGCUAUCACUUAGCUGAUCCUGAUAGCGGACUUAAUCAUGCUGAAGCAUUGGAACACUGCAAACGAAGAAAUGCACGACUCAUCGAUAUCACUAGUCAGGAGGAAAAUAAUUUUAUUUCGGAGUGGCUGUUGCAAUCAUACCCGGAUGUUAACUCGAUCAUGACUUCUGGUUUUGGUUUCAGCAGUAUGAGUCGCAACUUGUGGCUCUGGGCGGAUUCUACUCAUGCUAAAUUCAAAUUUACAAAGUGGUGGCCUGGAUGGAUGAACGAUACGGAACCACCGCGGGUUGGUUCUCGUCCUCUUUGUAUCGUGAUGAAACGACAAUUUUCAUGUCACGAACGACCCGACUCGAUUUGUGACACAGAUUAUUUCUUUUGGGAUACUGAAGACUGCGCAACUUCUGCAAAAGGACAUUCAUUUAUUUGCAAAAGACCUUAUGACGAUAUUGGUUGCGUUUACGGGAAAGGAAAUCAAUACACUGGCAAAGCCAAUGUAACAGUAUCAGGAAAUAAAUGUCUUCCAUGGGCUGAUGAAAGAAUCGCAUAUCAAUUACGUGUAACUGUUAUUGAUAAAGAAAUUCGCGACAAACUAGAAAUGCAUAACUAUUGCAGAAAUCCUAAUCCAAUGAAGGAAUCGAGACCGUGGUGCUUUGUAGAAAAUGGAAAACGUGAAUAUUGUGAUAUUCCUCCAUGUGGAAAUAUUGCUUCAAAACGAUCUAUGUUGACUGGCCAGUGCAAGCCUAAACAUUUUGAAUGUACGCCAGGAGAGUGCAUCCCAUCUCCAUGGGUUUGCGAUGGAGAAGAGGAUUGUACAAAUGGAGCUGACGAAAGAAAAUGUAUAUUGGAUCUGAAUCUCUUUGAAAAAUCUGCAAAACAUAAACUUGAGGGUUACGAUGUGGAGAAAUGGUUGAACACACCUUUAAAAACAUGCGCUUUGAGAUGCAAAGAAGCUGAUUUCACCUGCCGCUCAUUUACCCAUAAGUCAAAUGGCAACGUGUGUUUAUUGAGUAAUAGUAACAUCGGCUUGACUGGUGCACUCAAAUCUGACACAGAAUUCGAUUACUAUGAGUUGAGAGAGAGAAGCGUAAACUGCGAUGGCAUGUACAUUUGCAAUAAUCGCAAAUGUAUAAAUCAAACGCAAGUUUGCGACGGCAAAAACGAUUGCAAUGAUCGCAGCGAUGAGAGUAUCUGCACAGCUGAAAAUUUUGAUUAUGGCAUCCGUUUAGCUGGUGCAAAUAAUAGUUUCGAGGGUCGAAUAGAAGUCAAGAUUCUAGGACAUUGGGGACAGGUGUGCGACGACGGCUUUGGUAUGAUCAAUGCUGACGUUAUUUGCAAAGAGCUUGGUUUUGAACUUGGAGCUUUAGAAGUUAGACCAGGCGGAUUUUAUGGAAAUCUCGAUCCACCCACGAGAUUUAUGGUGGAUCAAUUAAAGUGUCGCGGAGACGAGACCACAUUACGGGAAUGCGAUUUUAAUGGAUGGGGCGUUCAUAACUGUCAACCGGAAGAGGCUGUUGGAAUCGUGUGCAAGACUGCGGUCAACACUUGUCAGGAAGGUUACUGGAAAUGCGACAAUAGUCCAGCUUGUAUACAGACUCCCUUUAUUUGCGACGAGGUGGUCGAUUGUCCAGAUGGUUCCGAUGAGAGUCCAGAACAUUGCGAUGCACCGUUUGAGUUGCGCUUGGUAAAUGGCAGUAGUCCUAUGCAAGGAAGGGUGGAAGUGCGUCAUCAUGGCGUGUGGGGUACCGUGUGCGACGAUGACUUCACAAAUGCUACGGCAAUAGUUAUUUGUCGAUCCUUGGGAUAUGGUGGUAUCGCGAUAGCUAAGAAAAAUGGUUUCUUUGGGCCUGGUCAAGGACCGAUAUGGCUCGAUGAGGUUUUCUGCCAUGGAAACGAAUCUCAGUUAUAUCGAUGCGAACAUAAUCAUUGGGGUCAACAUAAUUGCGACCAUAACGAGGAUGCAGGCGUAAUUUGUUCACCUGGAGAUAUUAAUACCGAGCAGCCAUACUGGAUAAACGAUGAGGAACAUACAGAACGAAGCAUUAACGAGCUACUUCCGACAAAUUGUGGCCAGCGCGCCAAAGAUUUCGAUGACGACAGGGACUUGAUAUUUCAGAAAGUGAUACAUGGUUCCAUUGCGCCAAGAGGCACCUAUCCCUGGCAGGCCAGUAUUCGAGUUCGAGGACACAGUCGAUCGAAUCACUGGUGCGGCGCUGUUAUUAUAUCACCUGUACACGUGCUAACAGCGGCACAUUGUCUAGAAGGUUACAACAAAGGUACUUAUUUCGUGCGAGCGGGAGAUUACAACACGGAUAUAAACGAGGGAACGGAAGUGGAAGCCAAUAUCGAGGAUUAUUACGUUCACGAGGAAUUUCGUAAAGGCCAUAGAAUGAACAAUGACAUCGCUUUGGUUCUACUUAAAGGCCUCGGCAUUCCGCUUGACAAAGAUAUCAUGCCAAUUUGCUUGCCGCCUGAGAAUGCCGAAUAUCCACCAGGAUUAAAUUGCACGAUCAGCGGAUUCGGCAGCAUUGAAACGGGGAAGACGACGCAAUCGAAAGAUUUACGAUACGGCUGGGUACCUUUGUUGGACCAAUCAAUUUGUCGAGCUAGUUAUGUUUAUGGUGAAGGCGCCAUAAGCGAUGGAAUGAUGUGCGCUGGAUAUCUUGAUGAAGGUAUCGAUACUUGCGAUGGCGAUUCUGGGGGACCUCUGGCAUGCUAUCAUAAUGGAGCUUUUACUUUAUACGGGAUAACUAGUUGGGGUCAACAAUGCGGCAAUGCGAAUAGACCUGGAGUUUACGUCCGUGUAGCGCAUUAUCGUCGUUGGAUCGAUCAAAAAAUUAGGGAAUCGUUAGCAGGUAGAUAAAGUGUCGAAAUUAAAAUUUAAAGUUACACAUAACCGUUUAUGUUGCUCUUAUUAUUUUUCUCAAAACGCAAAACAACAUUAGUUGUAAAUGAUAAAUAUUCUAGCGUCAUUUGUAAAUAAGAUACCUUUUUUGUCAUAUCCAUUUUUUCUAUCCUUUUAUUAAUUCAUCCUUACACGCAUUUCGAUGUAAAUACUUGCAAAAUAAAACGUAAGUACAUCUGUCACAAAAUAUAGAAAUAACAAUAAAAUAGUCAAAGUAAUUCUGUUAAUUUGCCGUUUAUUUCAUAAGACAUCUUCAUUUCUACAGUAAUUGUAAUUGCUGAUUUUCUGUGGCUUUUACAUGAUUGAGCCUAUUUUUUAUGUACAAUAGUCCCAAUAUAUAUAUUUGAUCCGAUUCAAUCCAAGGUGACAAUUUAACUUGGCAUUUAUACAAAUUAAAUAGAAGAUGUACAUAUACAAUCGCGGAAAAAAUGUGUUUCCAAUGUAAACUUAAGCUGUGAAUAACAUUAUAUUGUUACGACUGAUCUAUCAUCAGAGUAGCUGAUCAAACGAAAACUAUAAUUGUUCGCUUAUUAAAUUACUUCUUGCAACAGUGAUUUUCUUAAAAAGCACAUAAACAGAAAACCGAAAAGGACAUUGUAAUCACAAUACAUAAAAUAUAAAUUAUACAUUACGACAGAAAACAAUAUAUCGAUUCUAGAUAAAGUUUGGAAAGAUUUGUAUACUUCAAUACGAAGAUUGUACCGAAAAUUAUGAUUGCUAAUUAAAAAAAAAUCUAAGGAUUUACAAGUCGGAAAGACGUAUAUUACAAAUAAUUCUACAAACAUUUCUUUGUUUCUCUGCGAAAUAUACAGCUAGAUUGAUAUUUUACCAAGGCAAAUAUUUCGGAUAUCAUACAGCGAUGGAAGUUUGUUUCAGUUUUUCGCUUUGAAAUAUAUUUACCUUCGAGACUAACAACACCCAUGCUAGAGGAUUCGUAUGUUCAUUGCUACCGUUAUUUUAUAGCAUCGAUAAUCAUAAUUUUCGGUGCAAUCUUUGUAAAACUGUAACUUUUAUCCUUUAGCGUAUGUCAUAUCGAUUUAUAUCAUAGCGUACAUCGAUUUUCGACGUGUUUAUAAACGUUCGCGAAUAAAAGGAAGUUUUUAAAUCA